AUGAAGCAGGAAGAAAGCGAAUUUUUCACCGAUGGACUUCUCUAUCACUGUAACAAUCUUGGCCAAUCAUCUCACGAGAGCAUAGACUCAGGAUGCUGUGAAGCUGAAACCCUGAAUAGUGGUUGUCAGAAGCAACCAUUCAGCACUUUCAAACGUGUUCCAGCGGCUACUCAUCCCCAUAAAAUCCCGUCUCAGAAUCAUAUCUCUUACCCGGCUUCUAAUCGCAUCACACCCACUAAACAACGUGGGCCUACUAAGAAGGAAGAAAAUAAUACCUCAAAUACUAACAAAGAAAGCGUUCAGAAUGAAUCCGGUGGACCUUCCUAUAAAUAUCUCACAUGGAGAGAAAAGGAUCGUCGUAGAAGAUUUCGGGAAGAAUGGAAGCACCUAUGGCUUGUUGUUCCUCAUGGCAUGUACGAGGUUAUGUGCUUGGUGUGCAAGAAGAUAAUGACUCAACGAAAACUGGAUACGAUCAAGCGUCACACGAUUCGGCGGCAUGCAGAGCUCUUAUCAAUGUCAGAUAGCGAGAGACAACGGCUGUAUAAUGAAUUGGUUGCUCACUAUUUCCGACGUGGUGGUGACCUGUGCUCUGAAAGCGAACCAUUCUCAGCUAACAGCGUUCAAAAAUUGCGACCUAUUGGUCCUAGAGCUGAAAUCAGGAGAAAUCAGAGAUUACCAACAGAUAUUCCUCCAUCGGCAUUCCGAUCUCGUGUCGUAGGUCCGAGUAGAUGCGAGAAUGAAAAGGCAUCCUUUAUGAAUCCACACGCUUCUUCUGAACAAGUGGCCGAUCCUUGCAAGCCAGCGAUGCCUCCAGUUCCACCAGUAAAUAUGAAAAUGUUUGAGAACCUACUUUCUAAUGAACAAAAUCAUUCGGCCUUUUCGAAGUAUCUCAUGGGAUUCCAACCUAAUCAAUUUCUUCCACGAGGAAAGUUUGAUCCAACAGCGAGUCCGAUUGCCCGACGGAAUCCUUUGUCUCACACAUAUGGAAUGGGUACAACGCACGCUUUCCACGCUUUCAGAAAACAAAUUUCUACUCCACUUCAACGACUCCUUCCAGAAGCUUACUCUGAUUCUCUAAAUAAUAGGGCACCUUUGGAUAUGACUACAUCGAAUGCAACGUCUCCUGUUCAAGUAACUCCCGACGACCUUUCCAUACCGAGAUAUCCUACCGCGAAUUCAGAACCUGGAGCCUCUCUAUCAGAACGGUUGAUGCGGUUGAUGAAUACAUGGGAUUCAGCUGCAGUGAAUUCCAAAUCAUUGCCUUCUUUUCCCCUUCCACCACCGCUACCAACAUCUAUUCCACUUUUACCUUCUCUUCUGUCCCCACAAUUUGACGGAACAACACUGAUGCUCAAUCGCUAA
Rodentolepis nana is the source of this 1362-nucleotide messenger RNA. Lineage: Eukaryota; Metazoa; Platyhelminthes; Cestoda; Cyclophyllidea; Hymenolepididae. The record is from the annotation of a GenBank genome assembly.